This is a messenger RNA of Helianthus annuus (common sunflower), 1002 nucleotides long. RefSeq lists its product as uncharacterized. The record is from RefSeq and is a predicted model, not a curated record. NCBI's taxonomy places the organism in Eukaryota, Viridiplantae, Streptophyta, Magnoliopsida, Asterales, Asteraceae. The transcript is spliced from 3 exons. The coding region runs from base 1 to 1002 and encodes 333 amino acids.
AUGAGUUACCGGGUUUUUUCCGGAAUUGGUGGUGAACUCGGGUUACUCUCGGAGUACUCCGUUUGUCCAAUUGUUCCCGUUAAAAAAAAACCCGAAGACGAUGUGGAGAUUGUUCCCGAAACCCAACCGCCUAAAGGGAAAGGAAAACGAAACAAAGGCAAACAAGUGGUGGGUGAUCAAACGUCGAAACCGAAGGCGACUAAGUGGACCCCAAUCGAAGAAGAAGCCUUAGCCAAGGCUUUCAUUGGCACUUCCGACAACCCGGUAAAAGGUAAUAACCAAUCGGGUGAGGGGUUUUGGUCCAAGGUAUUGGCCAAGUUUCUCGCCUUGAUGGACCAAGGCCCGUAUCGAGAUCUCGACUCGGUUUCCUCGAAGUGGCGAAAAUUGAACUCGUCCAUCAAUCGGUUUUGCGAGGAAUAUAACAAAUUAUAUACAAGUGACCGUCGUAGCGGGUGGAACGACGAGGAUGUGUUCAAAAUGGCAUUGGAAAAGUAUAAGGAAAAGAAUGGUUCCAACUUUCCUCACGUUCGCGCGUGGAUGGUUGUAAAAGACGAACCAAAAUAUAGGCCUAUUCCUAACGAGGUGGCGAUGGCGAAACGCCAAAAAACAUCGGAAAUGGGUAGUUUAAGCGCCGGUGGAUCGGACGCGAGGUGUCACAUAAACUUAAAUGAUGACGCCGACUAUGACGAAGACGAGUAUAACGUACGUGAACCGGAGCGUCCACCGGGCCGAGACAAAACAAAGAAGGAGCGGGCCAAGGGAAAAGAAAAGGAAAAGGUGGACCCGCACAUGGUUGAGUUUAUGGAACACCUAAAAAUGUACAACGACGUCACGGCCCAAAAAACGAAGGCGAAGGAGCGGGGCAUUGAAGAAAAAAGUCGCGCAUCGGAAGAAAAGUUAAAAGAGAAGGUCCGAUUGGCGAAUGAGAAAAUCCGAAUUUCCGAUGAAAAAAUUCGGCUCAAGGAAUGGGAAAUAAUUACGAUGAAUUCGGCUCAAUUUUAA